GGGUACUGUGUUAUAAAAUGGACGUUGUAUUCAGUGCAGGAUCAGACCGACAGGGAAUAGACUCAGUCCGCAAUCCAUCAGAGAAGAUAGCAGACCUUUUCUGAGCUCACUCAGCAGCCAAAUAUCAUUAUUUCUUGAAGAUAUAUACUUAAGUAAAAAAAAAUAAAAAAAAUAAAAAAUAAAAAAAGUCUUAUUUGAAUAUAGCUUUGCCUAGUAUCAUCACUUUCAAUGGAUAUCUUGAAAUUCCAGCUGGUAAUAGUUACCCUGUUUGCACUGGUGUAUCCAUAUCAAGGACUGUCGUUUAGUGUUGACAAGGAACACUGGGUAUCAAAAGACUGGCAGGAUGAGCCACUGGAAGAGAGAUUGUCCAGCCAAGUGGCUAGUCUGAUAAAGAGAUCCAAAGCCCGUCAGUUCUACGGGCUCAUGGGCAAACGCUCAGACGAUCAGCCGCAGCCUAUUAAAGUGGAUAGAAAACGAAAUAAAGGGGACAUGUUUGUUGGACUUAUGGGAAGAAGAGCACUAAGUGGGGAAUCGUUCACGAGGAUCAUUCCAGAUGCUCCAAGCACUGCGGUCGAUGUCGCUGAGGGAUCAGACACACAACCAGAUUCACAAGAGGAAUGGGACCAACUCCAAUAUUACUAAAGCUAGAAAAAAAAAAGAUUUGUUUUCAUGACCUAUACAAUUUUGAUAUAGACUCAAAAAGGACUACCAUACAAAACAAAACUGUAUCUCAUACUUGUAAGAAACAAAAUGCUAUAUCUAAGGUAUCAAAGUUCAUGCUGAUGAUUAUUGAAUAUUCCAUCCCUCAAAAAAUGUAAUUGUCUCUGCAAACAAUCGCAACUGUGUUGAAUGAAAUAAAAUAGCCAGGAAUGCUGCA
Oncorhynchus masou masou (cherry salmon) is the source of this 877-nucleotide messenger RNA. RefSeq names its product protachykinin-1-like. The transcript has 6 exons. NCBI's taxonomy places the organism in Eukaryota, Metazoa, Chordata, Actinopteri, Salmoniformes, Salmonidae. The record is from RefSeq and is a predicted model, not a curated record. The coding region runs from base 229 to 642 and encodes 137 amino acids.